Molecule: messenger RNA, 1548 nt
Organism: Anopheles maculipalpis
Lineage: Eukaryota; Metazoa; Arthropoda; Insecta; Diptera; Culicidae
Product: cytochrome P450 4d2-like
Exons: 1
Coding region: 13-1542 (509 amino acids)
Molecular function (GO): heme binding; oxidoreductase activity, acting on paired donors, with incorporation or reduction of molecular oxygen; monooxygenase activity
Source: RefSeq, a predicted model, not a curated record
UACCGUAUCAACAUGUCGGCUGUACUAUUGUUGCUGGUCAUCCUGAUAGUGUACGCGUUAACGCAAGCGUACCGCAAGCGUCGUCAGCUUCAUCGAAUUGCUGCCCACUUUAGCUAUCCGAAACCGCACUGGCUGCUCGGCAAUGUGAUGGAGUAUCCGGCGAACGAUAUACCCGGCAUCUUCGAAACUAUGGUGGCACUACACGAACAGUACGGGCAGGAUCUCUUCAACUGGGGUCUGCUGAACGAUCACAUGAUCAUCGUCAGCAGUGCCACCAACGUCGAGAAGGUGGUGAUGGCGAAGAAAACGGAAAAGUCCUCCUUCUACGACUUUAUCGAACUUUGGCUGGGCAAGGGUUUGCUCAUCUCGAGCGGCGAGAAGUGGUUCCAUCGGCGGAAGAUCAUCACCCCAACGUUUCACUUCAAGAUUCUGGAAAGCUUUGUGCAUGUGUUCAACCAGGAGGCUGAGAUACUGAUCAACAAGCUGCGCCAGCAUGCCAACACUGGCCAUGAGUUUGACAUCUACGAACCGAUCUCGCUGUACGCGCUGGACAGUAUCUGCGAAACGUCGAUGGGUGUGGAGAUCGAUGCGCAACGCCAUCCGGAGAACCAGUACGUGCGCGAUGUGAAGCGUAUGAGUGAGCUGAUAUUGCUUCGCAUUUUCCAUGUGCUAUCAUCAUUCCCAAAAACCUACUGGUACACGAUGCCGAACGCUUGGGAGCAGCGAAAAUUGAUUCGACGGCUGCACGCAUUCACGGACUCGGUGAUUCAAAAACGUCGCCAGCAGUUGAAGGUGAAAGAUAGCAAAGCUCCUGAGGUUCAGGAUGAACCUGAAGAGGAAAAUCUUUACACCAAGCGUAAAGAAACGUUUCUAGAUCUGCUGCUAAACGUUAGAGUUGAUGGUAAUUCACUGAGUGAUCUGGAUAUACGAGAGGAGGUGGAUACGUUUAUGUUCGAGGGUCACGACACCACCACGUCCGGGAUUGCGUUUACCUUCUAUCAACUAGCAAAGCAUCCCGAGAUUCAAGAGAGACUCUAUCAAGAGAUUCAAGACGUUCUUGGACCGGACUUCCGAUCGGUUCCGCUCACUUACAGCACGCUCCAGAACUUCCCCUACCUGGACAUGGUAGUCAAGGAGUCCUUACGUUUACUGCCACCUGUUUCGUUCAUCGGUCGGCGUCUAGUGGAAGACAUUGAGAUGAACGGUGUGACGGUACCAGCCGGUACUGACUUCACCAUUCCCAUCUACGUCAUCCACCGGAACCCGGCCAUUUAUCCCGAUCCGGAGCGGUUCGAUCCGGAACGCUUUUCGGACACCAACACUCAGCGCCGUGGACCGUACGAUUACAUCCCGUUCAGUAUCGGGUCACGGAACUGCAUCGGUCAACGAUACGCACUGUUGGAGAUGAAAGUCGCUAUCGUACGUAUGGUUUCUUACUAUCGAAUACUUCCCGGUGACACAAUGCACGAGAUACGUCUCAAAACGGACCUGGUGCUGCGUCCCGACAAAGCAAUACCAAUAAAGCUCGCUGCACGUCCAUGAUUGGCU